Messenger RNA from Tigriopus californicus, 1096 nucleotides. RefSeq names its product motile sperm domain-containing protein 2-like. The coding region runs from base 107 to 661 and encodes 184 amino acids. The transcript has 5 exons. NCBI's taxonomy places the organism in Eukaryota, Metazoa, Arthropoda, Copepoda, Harpacticoida, Harpacticidae. The record is from RefSeq and is a predicted model, not a curated record.
UCGAUCCCCGAGAUGUUCAGGCUAUUCUUACCAAUGAUCAAUUGGUACAACGCUAUUUCAAACAUGUCUUCGAACAAGGUGGCGAUCAAGAAGAAAACGCGUCCAAAUGAUAGUGAACUCUUUGAAGUGGCGAAAAGAAUCAGGCAUUGGAUAUCUCACUCCUGAUGACCUAAGCCAAAGCCUGAAGGAGCGGGGCUCCCUCUACUCGAAAAACUAUGACAUAGACGGCAAAAAGCUGCUUGUGUUUGACGUCAAGAAACACGUCAAAGGCAAGGAAAUACGGGAUGACAUCCGCAAGUUCUUCUUGUAUCAAGUAGAAAGAAUUGAAAGAGAAGAAAAUGGUGAUUUACUCACUCUUGUUUUCGAUUGUUCUGGAUGUGGCCUUAAGAACAUGGAUCUGGACUUCAUUCAAUACAUGAUUGGAGUCUUUAAAGACUACACACCAUGGAACCUGAAUUAUAUCCUAGUUUACGACAUGCCCUGGGUCUUGAAUGCGGCCUGGAAAGUCAUCAAGAGCUGGCUUCCUGCUUCGGCCGUGAAAAAGAUUAAGUUCUUGAACAAGCAAAACAUUGGUGAAUAUGUUAAUAGCAACCAAAGAUUCACUGCUUGGGGAGGAUCUGAUCCCUGGGAAUAUGAGUUCAUUUCUGGAGCCAAAGCAUGACACAAAAGCAAAGGAACCACACAAGUAGAACCAUCUCCGGCAGAUACUCCAUCACCACAUGAAAUUCCUAAUUACUGCUAUUUCCGUCAAGGGUGAACAUUUAGCGCAAUCACAAGUAAUUGAAAUUGUGAAGACCUCCCAACUGGAAGCCCAAUACCGUCUUCCAAAUGUACCGCACCCAAGGCGAAAGUCAUUUUGACCACCUUGAAUGGUGGUCUUCCAAAUGUGAUCCUCCCUCUAAUAUGUGGUUGAUUUAAUACCCUGUUUAUUUGUGCUGUCAGUUCCCACCUUUUGUGUGCGUGUGAGAAACCAUCUUGGUUUAACUUGAUUCAAGCAUCACUUUGAAAUCAAAUAAAAGAAGCUAUUUCAGAUGAAAAGAAAACAGAGGCAAUUAAGAACAAAAGGUACUUUUCAUUGAAGGGUUCCGUCAAUACA